Molecule: messenger RNA, 3890 nt
Organism: Maniola jurtina (meadow brown)
Lineage: Eukaryota; Metazoa; Arthropoda; Insecta; Lepidoptera; Nymphalidae
Exons: 3
Coding region: 295-1620 (441 amino acids)
Source: RefSeq, a predicted model, not a curated record
UAUGUAAAAAAAUGACUUCUCAUACGCCAUUUUAAUUUCGUGUGUCAAAUAUGAUGUCAAAAGUACUAUUUUAGUCCUUAUUUUAAAGAUGAACCGUAAAUUUGACAUGGCAGCUGACCCCAUAGAGUUAAAAUGACGCGUACGGACUAUAAAUAAACUUGAUUUUUAUAUUAUGACACAAAAAAUGUCAAUCAAACAAAGCCAAAACAAGUUUAUAGAUUUACAAGAUAUACAAAAAUAUCAUACAAUAGUUUACUUUUAGAUGAUUUUAUUGUACAAACUCAAAUUAUAAUCAUGUUUUGCCCUCACAAGAAUUCAUAUCUGCAGCUAAUUUGCGCUGUAAACCCGCGCGUUAUAAAUAAGGCUGUUGAUAGAGCUAUGGAGAAGAAACACUUUGACCCUCGCACAGAAACCCCAGCAGCUCAAAUGUUAGAAUCAAUGCAACCGUCCCUUUACGCUCCCUGGGUGGACAUAACACGAGCUCGGCUGGGCUUCGGACGGGUAGGGCUGAGGCUUAUAAACAGAGACCUCCAUUCACCCGACCAUCUCGUGCAGUUGCAAGCUUUGCAUAGCAUCUGGGACCAGGUGCAAAUAUCAGAAAAUGCUAUGUUCCUGAUCAACCUUCACGUAGGCUAUCGUCUCGUAGAUUUGAUGCUUGCCAGAGACCCAGUAAUACGCGAGAAAGUAUGUCUCAUACUCACCAUCCUCGCUACGUACCACCAAGGAAGACAACAGAUCAUGUCAAGGAUCAAAAUUAUUGACAAUCUUAUGUGGCUUAUCAUGAGGGAUCGAAAGGAAAUAAGAUAUGCUGCUGCUAAUACUUUGAAGACUUUAUCAAGAGAUCGAUGCGCUAGUGAAAUAUUGCUGAAGUGCGAAAAGAUAAUUGAGAACUUGUUGAAAAUGAUCAAGAACGAUUACACGGGUAUCGUGCUAUUGCAUUUAAAAACUUUUGAAAAUUUAACAGAAUGGGAUCCAGAGGGACCGUUAAAAGCCAACGCUUUUCAAAUCAUGCUGGAGCUUUUUUCUAAUGAGGAUCCGAGAAUAGUUUGCGGUGCAAUGGAUUGUAUGACACAGUUAUUUAAACACCCUAUAGGAAAGCAAUUAGCAGAUAUUUACGACUUAACAUUUAGAUUACGAUCUUUCAUAGUAUCCCCUUCAAUAGAGGUAAGGAUCAGUGCAGUUGGUUUAAUGGAAUUCACAACUUUGACUACGCGGUCGAAAUGGCGGGCCAAAGAAUGCUGUGAAGAACUUACCAAGCGUUUGGUUAAUUUGUGCUAUUCUACAACUAAACCAAUGCUACAAUUACGAUGUAUGCAGGUUCUAAUAAACUUAUGCGACUGUCCAGACAUAAGACACCACAUGAAAAGACAUUGGGAAAAGAAAGUAAAGGCUAUAACUAUAAGAAAUCACGAGCAAUGGGACGGAACAACGGAAACGACGAGCUAUGGUCUUGAAACUGGUCACAACUAUAGAACUAUGUGUAUAGAAGGCGUUGAAACUAUUAAAAAUGAUUACGGUGAUAAUGCUGAUGUGAUCAACGUGCAUAGUUACUUGAGAAAAAUCCACGAAGUCAAGGCACGUUUGUUGUACGCUAUCAAUUGGAAGUCUUUCAAAGAUUAGGACGAGAUAGAUAACAGCGCAUCUAAUUUUCCAUACUAAUAUUAUAAAUGCGAAAGUGUCUGUCUGUCUGCUAACUUUUCACGGCCCGUCUGUUCAACCGAUUUUAACGAAAUUUGGUACAGGAAUUACACCCCGGGGUAUGACAUAGGUUACUAUUUAUCCCGGAAAAUCAGAGUUCCCACGGGAAUUUAAAAAAAAACCUCAAUCCACGCGGGCAAAGCCGCGGGCGUCAUCUAGUCAAGGAGUGCAAUCUGAAUACGAGGCGUAUAUUAUACAGAAUAUAUAUUAUAUAUUAUAUUAUACGGCAAAUUGUACAGAAACAAAUUUCAGUAAAUUAUUAUAGUCCUGCGCAAAUCGUCAUGUUGCAACUUCAGAUUGGACUGCUUGAUUUGCGAUCAGUGUAAUUCGGUUGUACACCAUCUGUUAACUAAAUUGACACGUAAAAGGUAUUGUGUUAUUUCUAUCUUAAUGCUCCCUGUGGAAAAGGAUAGCACUAGAUUUAGAUCUGUCAAUUUAGUUUAGAGAUUGUAUAUCAGUCAUAAUAAACUUUAAUUCUUGACCUAUUAAUUUUUUUUUUUUCAAAUUACUAGUAAAAUCCUUACUACCUAUUCGUUUUCUAUUCUGAUUAUAUGAGAUAGUAAAUAAAACGAAUAAAAUAAAAGUUUGAGCAUUUAUUGAUAAAGUGAAUCUAUGAAACAAUAUUUUGAGUAACAUUUGGUAUUUUAAUACAUUACAUUUUUGUGCCUUUGUUGGCAAACUUAGAGCUACCUACGUAAUAAGUAUAAGCUACAAAUUCAGUCCUUUAGAUUACACGUUAUCGCAAGGGUAACUAACUAUCAUUUGCCUACUAUUAUUUCAUACACAUUAAGGUGCCCACGCACUUGAACUGAACUGCAGCUGAACUGCGCGUCGCGGCAGCGCCCCGCACGAUAUUCUCUCCAGACGCGACGCGCGGCAGUGACGCGCUACGCGAUACGCCCGUCGCGGCUGGAGAGAAUAUCGUUCAGUUCAAGUGCGUGGGCAUCUUAAGUCUCUCUAAAAAAUCCCAACCGGGAUUUUCGCAAUUUUAUUUGAAGCAUAUUAUUUUGAAACGAAGCUUCUUAAUUAAUCACAAAAACUGAAACAAACAAACGGCUAUGAAACUACCUUAUUUGGGCACAGAAUAUUGUUGUCAAUAAUAAGUGAGCGAGACAAGAGAUCGCUAGCUGCCUGUUUCAUUGUCUAACUCUGUCGUUUGUCCAUAUAAUAUGAUACAUGUGAGUGAGCGAGAUGAAUAUUUCAACAUACACCACUAAUUUUUAAUUAGAUGCUUACCAUUUAAAAUAAUCAAAUUUGAUGCUUAAUUACUUUUGUGCAGUUUCAAAAAAAAUUAAUCCAAAAACUUCUUAUAUAAAAAAUUGGUCAAAAUAGUAUUGCUAGCGUUUAUGUGACGCGCGGCAACGCUAUGACAUUUCGUUAUCCUAAGCGUAAAACUUGUGUGUGUGUGAACAUUUAUUCAUAUUUUCAUAAAACAUACUUUAAUAACUUUGUUAGAUCUUUCCUGUAUUCGCCCUUAAAUUUUCAAUGGUUUUUUAAAAAAUGUAUUUAUAGACUAGCGCUUGAGUGCAAUAAUUAGACCUACUGACAAGUUAUGAUGCAGUCUAAGAUGGAGCGCGCUUCCCUAGAAGAUGCUUAUUCACUUUUGACUUAAAGGUACCCACAUUAAAAGAAGAGGGGAAAAUUGAUGCCAGAAGGGCGGUCCAUAUCCUAGCGGUUCGGAUUAGAAACAUGGUAAUUAAAAAAAAUUAUCAAAUCGGUCUAGGGGUCUUUGAGUAAUCGGGGAACAUACAUUUAAAAAAAAGGUUCCGACGAAUUGAGAACCUCCUCCUUAUUUGGAAGUCGGUUAAAAAGUAGUGGUGUACAAUAGUAAGAAGCUUCGUUUCUGUCGAGAGUCACGACUUUUUUUCUCUUAAUACAUUUUAUAUAAUACUCAUACGUUUUUCAAAUUAGCUGCGUUAAAAUCAGCACUAGAAUUUUUUACUAUGUCUAAGUACAUCAUUUAAAUACAAAAUACACAAAGUAAGUACACAUAUUAUACCUAGUUUUAUAGGAAUGCAAUAAUAUGGCACUAAUCAUCGGCUACAAUUUAGUUUUCAUUUAAUUAACUAUUACAAAAUUAAGUAUUGUCAAUACAAUACAAAUCAAAUUAAAUCUACGCGUAUAAAAGCUACCUAUAUACAGCAUUUUUUUUAAUUCAGUAUUCUUUGGAAUAUUGUAAGUAAUUUUUCUAA